Molecule: messenger RNA, 2555 nt
Organism: [Torrubiella] hemipterigena
Lineage: Eukaryota; Fungi; Ascomycota; Sordariomycetes; Hypocreales; Clavicipitaceae
Source: the annotation of a GenBank genome assembly
CCGCAUUGGGCCUAAGUUACUUCCUCGGUUGGAGCAACACGGCAUCCUUGUCUCCGCACCAGCAUCCUCAACAGAUUGUUUAAUUCAUUCCUCGACAAGACAAGACAAAUUCUUCCUGAUAUACACAUUCUGUAUCCCAAUUGAAAUAUCCCAUUGCCAUUCAAACAUGGUAGCUCCCAUCAGAGCCGUCCCUAAUGCGGCAAAGCGAGCGACUAGCCUGCUUCGAACAAUUCAAUACACUCAUCCACCUUCAUGCCCUUGUCACUCGAACCCUGGGUACCACAACCAGCCCCCAUCAAUCGUCCCGCGCAUCCGCCAACCCGGCGUCCGUCGCUAUGCUACACCAAACGAACCACAGAAGGAAUACGCCUUUGAAAUGGCAGCAUCCUCUAUUCGCUUCGGCCCUGGUGUCACUAAAGAGGUCGGAAUGGACUUUAAGAACCUGGGCUCGCAACGAGUCGCUGUUGUCACCGACCGCACUGUAGAGAAACUCGACGCCAUGAAGCAAGUUAUCGAAGGCUUGACCCGCGAAGGUGUAAACUUCCAAGUGUAUGCCGACGUCCGCAUUGAACCUAAGGACAGCUCUGUUAAGGAAGCUAUCAAUUGGGCUCGCCCAUACAACCCCGACGCAUUUCUCGCAGUUGGCGGUGGUUCUGUUAUGGAUACCGCCAAGUUGAUGAACUUGUAUACUGCAUACCCCGAUGCCGACUUUCUUGACUUCGUCAAUGCGCCUUUGGGUAAGGGCCGCCCCGUCGACAAGCCAUUGAAACCCUUGAUUGCCGUACCCACCACUGCUGGCACAGGUAGCGAAACUACUGGAACAGCCAUCUUUGAUCUUGUUUCCAAACGUGCAAAGACGGGUGUAGCGCACAGAAACUUGAAACCCACGCUCGGUAUUUGUGAUCCUCUCAACACAAGAACCAUGCCUCCGGCAGUUAUGGCGGCCUCCGGCCUCGAUGUUUUGUGCCAUUCGCUAGAAUCUUGGACUGCUAUUCCAUACUAUGAGAGAACCCCCAGACCAUCCAACCCGAUUCUAAGACCUGCGUACCAGGGGGCCAACCCCAUCUCUGACGUCUUUUCUUUCCAUGCUCUACGAAGUACCGUUAAAUAUCUUCCACGCGCUGUCAAAAACCCAGACGAUUUUGAAGCCCAGAGUGAGAUGCUUCUCGCCGCCACUCUUGCUGGUGUAGGCUUUGGUAAUGCUGGUGUCCAUCUGUGCCACGGCAUGUCGUAUCCUAUUUCCGGCCAGAACCCGGCCGGGUACAGACACAACGGCUACGAAGUACCGCAAGCACUGAUCCCGCAUGGUGUCUCUGUCGCAGUGUCCGCUCCUGCUGUGUUCAAGUUCACCGGCGCUUCGAACCCGGAACGCCAUCUCCAGGCGGCAGAAGUGUUUGGUGUUGACAUUUCUAACGUGAAGAGAGAGAGUGCGGGAGAAGUCUUGGCGGACGCACUCGCUCGCUUCUUAGAUGACCUUGGUGAUCAACCCAAGGGCUUAAAAGACCUUGGCUUUGGCUCUGAGCACAUUGACGCCCUGGUGGAGGGAACAAUUCCUCAAGCGCGUGUCCUUAUGCUUGCGCCCGGAUUGUCCAAUGAGCUGCAAACUGAGCGGGACCAGCUGCACCGCUUGUUUGAGGAUGCUCUUAGCCAUUAAAGUAGUAUAGUAUCGUGUGUACCAUUUGCCAAAUGCCAACCUCUCACUUGAACUUAUCAGGAUUGCUUGGGAUCAUAUUUUUCAAGACAGCAAUUUGUUUGACCAUGGUGACCUUGCGAAUUUCAGAGACCGCUCGUUUGUCGAUACGGCGUGCUCCAUUGGAGAAGACGACGGUAUGGUCUGGUAACACAACUCCUGGCGGUAUUACUGACAGGGCGGAGAUAGUACAUUGCUAAAGAGUACAAGUCAGCUGCAUGCGGAGAUAUGGUGUAGUUUUGAUAGGUUAUACCUUUCCAAUCUUGGCGCCGCUGCCAAUUCUGCUGCCCACUUGGAUAAUGCUGCCCUCUCCUAUCUCGGUGCCACCGCACUCAAUGACUGAGCCAACCUCAAUUUGUACAUAAUCGCCUAAGCUGACACCACCAGACUUUGCCGUGGCCAUGUCUUGUGCUCGAGCACCAAUGUGGGCACGUUCAUGUAUAAUGCAGCGCCGUCCAAUGAGAAUGCUACCAUCAUUGGACUCAAAGCGGCAUCGUGGGUGAACUACUGUCUCAGCUUGAAGGGUGAUUGAAUGAGUGCCUUGCAGAAUGGCAUUAUCGGAAAUAAUGAGCGAUGAUGAGAAGUUUACUGGUGGUUUCGGACCACUGCGGUCAAUGGCAGGUAGAAUUGAGUGUCGUUUGUUCGACAUAACAAGCCAGCUGAGGAACGCGUUGCGUGCGUGUAUGCUUCUUGACGGUUUGAUGUUGCAAGGCUGAGUGUGUAGAAAUAUUUUCUAAAUAUUGAGGCAAUAGUAAACCAAUAUGACUCGCUUAUCCCCGUAACAGCUUGUUUUGUCCAAUAAAAACAAACAAAAAUAUUAAAAUGCAAAGAAAGCAGCGAGGUCCCCGUGGGUGUUGCGCCGGAG